AUUGCGUUCAUUCCUUCGAGCCUUGUUGAUAAUAAAAGCGAGAAAAUGGCGACAAUGCUAAACAAUUUAAUUUUCUUCGAUUUCAUAUAAUAUCCUAUUAUCGUUGUACAAUAAAUCUAUUGUGUACAAUAGAAUAAAUAUGUCUUCAUUGGAAGAAGUGACUAAUCAGCUAAUGAAACCCGUGAAAGAACUCGCAGACUGGGAGUACCCAUUGUCUGAGAUAUUGGGAAAGUAUUAUGCCCUAUUGGAGAAUCCUGGAGAGAUUAAUUACGGAGAAGCCGCGUAUGUUGUGCAGAAUUCCACGGAAGUAUUUACGAAAAGAGUUGAUUGUUUAGGAAAAGAAGUUUGUGUUCUCAGUGAAAAUUUCCUACAACAUGAAGCUGAAGAAGAAAAAUCCAAGUUGAAAAGCAAAGAAAGAAGAAGUAGAAAAACUGCUAUUAAUUUCGACAACUUUGAACUUAUUGAUUUUCAUAAGGAAAUUGGAAAGAAUAUUAAUUUAAAGCCUUCCUCACAGAAACCAGUGAAAUUGUUGAAUCGAAGAUUUCCACAGUUGGAAAUAGCGACGACACAACUUCAAAAUCCUGUUGAUAUUUACGAUGUUCAUGGAGAAAUUAUAGGGAAAAAAUACGACUUCCGAUGUAAUCAACAAUUAACUAUAAAUGGAAUGUUAGUGGAUGAAUGCACACCUAGUGAUUUUGAUACGGAGAUUGUACGUAUUUCUGAUUUGGCUCGUAGUACGCCGACGCUUCAAAUUGAAGUUUCAGAUUUGAGUUUACCUGAUAUAACAACCCAAGUGAAUGAAAGUACCCAAGAAGACACUGGCUACUUUUCACUAAUUAACAGUACAAGCAAUGAUCAAAGUGAUAUUCAAAAUUCUCUUCUUGACAAUCAUGAAACUUCCGUAAUUGAGAGAAACACAACGCUCGAAUCAAUUCAAGAAAUAUCAGAAAAUAUUCAAGAGAAUCAAACAGAAAUAGCAGCAGACGAACAGAAUAAAUCCCAUGAAUUGUCCGCAACAUUUUCCGAAACCAUCGAGGAGACUCGAAAUGAAGAAACUGCAAAUGAAUGUUCCACUAAUCUUCAAGGGAGUAAUGAAACUGCUGUAAAUGAAUCUGCUGUUCAAGAGGAAUCAACAAUUCAGAAUGAAUCAACAAUUCAGCAGGAAUCAAGCGAAGAAGUUUCUUCAACUAUUCAGGAGAAUGAAACUGUAACAGAAAUUGAACAAGAAAAAUCACAGGAAACUAGUGAAACACUGUCAGAAACUUUGAACACUACCCGAAAUGAAGAAAGUACAAUUGAACUAAGCGAAAAAUUAAAAACGAACAAGGAUAUUUUAGAAACUGUUCAAGAGAAUACAGAGACAAAUAUGGAAGUGGAUCGCACUGAAGAUUUGUCUGAUGAACCAUCUCAUUUUGAUGAUGCCGAAAUGGAUCGCGAUGAUGAUGAAGACGAUGUUAAUGAAGAAGUGGGAAAUUCCGAAAAAUUGGAGAACGGUAAAACUCGGACUGAAUGUUCAAAUGAAAAAUCAAAAUUAACCGAAGAAAAUCAAAAAGAGUUAAUUGAAAGUAAUGAAACUGAUUCUGGUUAUCGUUCGGGUGAAUCAGAAGAUUUCGAGAUUCCACGCAGAAGGAGUAAACGAACUGAGAAUAUGGUUUGUGUCGCUAAGGAUUUAAAUGAAAAUGUCUGGAAGCCAAUACCUUUCGAUCAAGGUAUUCCACAGAAAUUACCAAAGUCCAGAACAAAAUUCAAACUUCCCUGUCAUAUAUCUCUGUUAAAAUCGAAACCAAAUUCGCGUAAGCGAAAGCUUCCAACCGAGGAAAAGAAGAGGAAACGGAAUUUAUUGGGAUUUUUGACAAACGAAUCUCCCGAAUCGCCGUUAAAAAAAUUGAAUAUGUAUUCACCAUCGAGACCAUUUAUGCCUCUAAAGACAGAGGAAUUGAGUGAUUUUCAAAAAUCAUUCGAAGACUGUUUCAAGAGUAGACAAUGUUACGAUGUCUUUCAUUACGAGGCGGCAACAACAAUUACAAUGGAUCUUCUCGGUUUUUUUCCAACAUUCACAAAAAAAGAUCCCCUCUUACAUACAACGGGCUUCAAAACACUUGCACCAACACCCGAGCAUAUCUCAACAAGUGGCAGUGAUGCUGGUUUCUCACCACGUCCAUCAUCGCCGGAAAUUGUUAUUUUCGACACAACAAAUACACCACCCGAUUCGCCACGCGUCUCAGAAACAUACGAGGCCGAAACAUUUGAGACUGAAAAUUUUGACCUCGAUGAAGAAUCGCCUCUCCAUUCAACAUUGAAUUAUCAAAAAAUCAUUGAAUCGCGAAUGAAGGAAAUACAUCAAGAAUUCGACGUGAGAACUGAUUUAGAGCAGAAUGUUGCUCGAUGGCAUGAAAUGAUUAGGCCAAAACUCGAGGAAAUUGAGAGAAGACCACAAUUUAAUAUUCACGAAUACAGUGAUUUAAUUAUCAAAAAAUUGGAGGAAACAAUGGAACGUGAAAUUCCUUUUGAACAAUUGAUUGUUGAUCAAUCGCCCGGUGAAGCUGCACGUUAUUUUUCAGCUGCAUUACAAUUAGCAAAUACUUAUAAUGUCGAUAUUAAGACAAGUGAGAAAAACACCGAUAUUCAAUUAACACUUCUUAAUAAUGAUUUAACUCGACAUGAAAUCUCUUGUGAAACACCCGAAGUAUCGAGAUCGAAAAAGAAAAAAUCUUCUAAACAUUUAGCAUGAGAAAUAUUUAAUUUCAACGUGCUUUAAAAAAAAAGAAAAUAGUGAUACCGAUAUCAUGUACAGUUUAUAAUACUUGAUAUAUAAAAAAUUAUUUAUCUCGCGGUUGUGUCAUACUAUUUAUGACAAAAAAAAACAAAUCUUUAAAAACGAAAAUAUUGUGAUUCAUGGUGAAUUUUUCUCCCGGUAAUUAACACAAAUUUAAAAAUGCACGUCUUUAGACAAAAAAAAAGUUAAGUACUUUAUAAGUACAAAAUUAUAUUUAAUAUAUACACGUUAGGCAUUUCUUUUCGUCUUUAUAUUUAUUUUUUAAUUCAUGUGUUAGAAAUUAGAAUGCACUUUUUCAUUAAUUAUUAUAAAUUAAUUUUUUUAUCACUAUUGUCCAAAGUUUAUUAUUCGAUAUGAAAAAUAGAAUUUUUAAUGUUUCAACAUUUUCGUCAACUAUUCUAAUUUAUUAAAAAAGAUAAAUAUUUAAUUUAAUACAAAUUAAAAAAAAAGUUAUGUAACAAAAAUACGUAAAUUACCAAAGAAAAUAAAGAUGUUGAACAUUAAAAUACUAGAAUAUUUUUUAAUUCUAUUUCGAUUUUUUUAAAAUUUUUAAGUAAUUGACUAUAAUUUAAUAAUUGUAGAAAAUUUUACCUAAUUGUAUCGAAUAAUAAUACUUUAUUAAUUCCAAUAGAAGUGAUAAAUAAUUAUAUAAUUUUACUUCUUAAUAAUCAUAUAAUUUUUCAUAUAUUAUUGUAAAAGGUGAAAAAUAAUUUAAUGUCAAUUUUAUGCAUGAAACACAGGAGUUAUAGACCGAAAAAUUGUAUUUGCACAAGUUAAUUAGUUUUAAAUAGAUUAUUUAAAAUGUAGAUAAAAAACAAAUUACCAGAAAAUUCGUGAUAUACAUAAUUUUUAUUUUCUAUAUAAAAUUGUACUCCAUUUUGUACAGAAAUAACUUAUAUAUUUUUGAAUACCUGUAAAACUUUCAGAAGACAAAAAAAAUUAUUUAAUGAAAAAAUUAAAGUUAAGAAAACAAAAAUAUUUAACCAAAAAAAAGAGAAAAUUCGUUGUAUAUUUAAUUGAUUUCACGAACAAAUUACAAUUAUAUGUCUUUUAUUACUUUUUAAGAGUGGACAAAUUGUAUUCUGCGUAAUGAAAUAUGUUUUGAAAAUUAUUUAUUUUCAAUGAUAUAUUUCCCGUACUUAUUGUAAAAAAAAAUUACUUCUAUU
Leptopilina heterotoma is the source of this 3942-nucleotide messenger RNA. RefSeq lists its product as uncharacterized. Gene Ontology annotation, biological process: meiotic chromosome condensation; mitotic sister chromatid separation. Gene Ontology annotation, cellular component: nucleus; condensin complex. The coding region runs from base 140 to 2731 and encodes 863 amino acids. The record is from RefSeq and is a predicted model, not a curated record. Gene Ontology annotation, molecular function: chromatin binding. NCBI's taxonomy places the organism in Eukaryota, Metazoa, Arthropoda, Insecta, Hymenoptera, Figitidae. The transcript is spliced from 9 exons.